Molecule: messenger RNA, 4194 nt
Organism: Trichobilharzia szidati
Lineage: Eukaryota; Metazoa; Platyhelminthes; Trematoda; Strigeidida; Schistosomatidae
Source: the annotation of a GenBank genome assembly
GUUUCAUUGUUCACGCGACGUUUUGAAUUUGACUUAUAGCUGCGUGCUGUUGUAGCGUGCUGGGUUUCAUAAUACGCAAUAGUUAUGCAAAUCAAUGGAUGUAUGGGAAGCAGUCUGUCGGAUAUAUUUCCUUCUAUUCCUAGCCAAGACCCUAACGGUGGCUUAAUGCCUGUUCCAGCUAUACAUGUCAACGGACCAAACAUUAACAAUAGUGAUUCUAUGUCUCGGCUACAAUAUCUUGGCUUAAGUUUGCUGCAAAACGGUCAAAAUGGAAAUGGUGGCGCAUUUUUCAAUGAGGACCGCUCGCGUACCAAUCUGAUUAUCAAUUACCUUCCUCAAAGUUUCGACCAAAAUGAUUUGCAACGUCUUUUUGAACGUGUUGGCCCUAUAAGACAAUGCAAGCUUAUAAGGGAUAAGGAGUCGGGCGCUAGUUUAUGCUACGGAUUCGUGGAUUUCGUCAACCCUCAGCACGCAGCCUUGGCUAUACAAACAUAUCACGGCUAUGAGUGUGACCGAAAGCGUUUACGAGUGGCAUACGCCAGCUCAGGUGGGCGGCGAAUUAUUCCAGGUGAGUAACUUAACAUCAUUUUAUGUCAUAGGAAAUCGCCCUCAAAAAUUUUCUAAUGUAAGCGACGUUCAGGGCACUCCGAAUGUUGAAGUUACUAAUGAAAAUAUAAUUGGUUGGGAAGUACUAGUUACUGGAACACCUAUAGAGUGGACUAAACCAGAAUUACUUCGUUUGUUUUCGAACUUUGGAGCUCUUAUAGACGUGCUGCCGCUGACUCCUCGGCUACCUGACUCUCCGCCUGGUCAGAAGCCAGGCUUCAGUCCACCUUCGAAUGGGACUUCUAGUGACGUGAGCUCCGAGUCUCCAGAUGGCAAACAUGCAUCAGGUGCACGUGUCAUUUUCCAGGAAAAAGAAAGUGCGGAAAUUUCGGUCUUGCGUUUGAAUGGUUAUCAGGCUCCAGAUUGGUGCUCAUCUCUCAACCUGAGAUUAAUUGGUCCAGUAACUCGGGAAAUGUGUGGUCACUUCUAUUCUUCACGUCAAUCUCCACCCUAUACAUUUGGGCGUAUGCUAAACAGCCAAAGUAUUGCUGAUCCUUUGACUGAAUCGGAUAUAUUUACAAACGUGCUGAAUAGACGAGUUUUAAACACACCGAACUGUGCAGUUCAUGGUAAUCCUCAAAGCCACUUUGUAACAGAUGCGAAGAGUUCUGAAGUUCUACCGGUCGCACCGGAGGGUAACAAUCUACAUCUCCAAUCAAAUUCAGUCUUCAAUAUUCCUCCUCGAGCAGUCAUGCGAAACAAAGUGAGUGACCCAACAUCAACUUCAAUCUUCAACCAGGAUGUUCUUUCUCAUACUGGUUCGUUAGGCAUCCUCGAUUUUCUUGACAGUCACCAAAAUGCAAAUUCGACAAGUGGGACUGACCGAUGUACAUCUAGAGAUGUCUCCGUAAUCAACACAUUGAACUCUGAACGCGUUGCCGACAGUGAACAACCGAAGCUGCAGAAUUCGCUGAAGAACUUGACAAGUGCUCAAAAUCACUCUUCAUGGCCAUUCGUCCAGCAUCGGUCUACCUUAACUGCACUGUCUGAAAACGGGCGGUCUAACGAAAUGAACAAAGGUACUCCAACAGCUGGGGGUUACAGACGUUUGUCUGUAAAGUCUCCUCUGAUAGAGAGUCCAAUUUUAUCUAGCCUACUAGCUCAAGAAAAUUCCCAGGCAAACAUAUGGCUUAAGCUAGAAAAUAUUCAGCCGACAGGGUCAUUCGAGAUUCGUGGUGUUGAAAAUGUGAUUUGCAAGUGGGCAGCUUCGGGAGUCAACCAUAUUGUUUGCCCGACUACUGGAAGCUUAGCGGUUGCCGUAUGUUUUGUCGCUCAUGCGUACAUGCUUAACUGUACUCUUGUAGUACCUGAGGCUCAUGAGUUAACCAUAAGGCGGCGUUUAGCACUUGUAGCUCAAGAUGCUAAAAUUGUUGUGGUUAGUGGCGGUUUUCAAGAGGCUCAUCACUGUGCCGAUCAAAUGGUCAAGGAAAUGCAAUCAGCACCUGAUUCCAAUAGUCGUCUUCUUCAUCCGUAUGAACAGCCUGGACUCUGGGAAGGAUAUGAAUAUAUUGUUGAUGAGAUUUUUUCGGAGAUUGGUCAACCAGAUGCAAUAGUUAUUGCUGUUGGUGAUGGAGGGUUGUUAGCAGGCAUUAUUCAAGCUUUGUGGAACAAGAAAUGGUCUUCAACGCACAUCAUAACUGUCGAAAAUGAAGGAAAUGAUUACCUAAAUCGCUCAUUAAAAUCUGGCCAGUUGGCGGUUUCAAAGAGCUCUUCAUUUGCAGCUUCCAUAAGCUCCCCUGUCUUCACACCACGGGCGUUACAGUUAGCUCAGUGUCAACAGAUCAGUGCGAUUACCUGUACAGACGUGGAAGCUAUCAAUGGAGUUAAGCGUUUUCUGGAUGAUCAUGGUAUGCUUGUUGAUCCGGCUUGUGGAGCUGCCCUUUCGUCCGUGUAUUCGGGCUAUUUGUCCCGUUUACAAUUUGAGGGUCGCCUGCCGCGAACACCUUAUGUUGUCAUAAUUGUCGAAGGAGGGAAAGGCUUUUCUUUACGCCAAUUGAUUGAUUUGGAAAACCAGAUGGCCCCAUUCGCUCCCCAACAAAUCGCUGCAUCUGUGUUACCACCCACAUCUAGCUCGUACAUUACCCAUCUAUCUCCAUACCCAACAUCUCAAGAAAUUGAUAAAUCCACAGCAACGAUCCACAACAAAUCAAUGUCAAACCAUAUGGCAAGAAAAGGAAGUACACCGACACCGAGUACACCGCGCUCUGUGUGUAAUACAGUUAGCAGGAUACCGACCUCUAGACCUGAUUCUGAUCAACAAGCGUCAGAUUGCAAUGGUGGAGAAACCGAAGCAGGCUCAGAAUGCGCUAGCACGUUGAAUCCACACGAUUUGGUGAAUUUUUCCAAGCUUUUAGCUUCCUCUGAAGCUAAAGGUGGGGAGACGAGUCUUCGCGAAUCGUAGUCUAUAGAUUAAUCAACGUUGAUUAUGCUUUAUUUUUAUUUCUAUAUUUUUUGAUAAAAACAGUUAUGAAUGUUUUUACAGUUCUAUUUAAGUUUAGGUUAUCUUAAACAUACUUUAUUUUGGCUGUUUAGUCAGUCAAUCUGUUCUUUCGUUCGGAAUAUUUUAGCGAUCCUAACAACCGCAUAUAAUGAUUAUUAUUGAUUUACCUCAUCAUUUGUUUAUUAGAUUUCAUAUUUUCUCUAUUUUAUUUUAUCAGUCUGUUAGUUAGAUAUUUGUUUUAUUUAUCUUUAUUAGUUUCGAGUUGGUAUGUUAUCUAGUUUCGUUUUUUAAUUUGAGGUAAUCUCUUUAACACUACUUUGUUAGUGUUAAGUCAUGUAAACACCGUCAUAAUUUCAUCUUUUGCUAAAGUUGUUAUCCUAGUUUCACCCAGGAUAUUGAAUAUGUCUGUUGUGCCUUACACAGGUGUAUCAUUCUUUACUGCUAGACUAUUAGUCUGCAUUUAUGCAGUUUGAUUUUCAUUUUUAUUUCCUAUCCCAAAAAUUACUUUUCCAUCAUGACGGAAUGACGUGUCAGUUGUUGGUUGUAAUAUUAUCUAUCCGGUAUGAAUUAAAUUGCAAACCUGAACAUUACUGAUUUAAAUUUUAUAUUGACUUAGGUAUUUACCUACCUCGCUUGAUUUCAUGUGUUUUCACCAACUAAUCUUGUUCUUUUUACUCAAUAUUAUUUUUCUGUGGUUGAAGCAUCAAUUCUCUCAAUCCAGUCAUUCCAUAUGUGCUUCUCUCCCAGUUUAUUUUGCAAACUGACACAAGUUGAUUUGUGUGUAACACUCCUCCUCCUUGGAAGGAUGUACACAGUCGCAUUUGUUUUGUUUUUUUAACUGUUUUCUCAUGUUACUUAUCAUUAUUAUACCAUAUAAUUAUGUAGCACUUGUGCCUUUCUUUUUUAUAUUCAUUGUUUGUGUUUUCAUUAUUAUUUUCAAGCAAGCAGUAUUACUUUCUAAUCUGAUAUGAUACCAGAUUUUUGAAUUUAUUUAUUAUAUUGAAUUUUUUCUCAUAUAUCAAUUUACAAUUAUGAAUGUUUUUUUUGCUUGUUGUUUUUUCUUUUGUAGUCUGUUUUAAUUGCCAUUUAUUUAAAAUGAUUGCUUUACAUUGUUUUCUUAUUUUCAUUGCAUAUAUUUGUGUGUUGCA